Messenger RNA from Lytechinus pictus (painted urchin), 5213 nucleotides. RefSeq names its product DIS3-like exonuclease 2. Bases 188 to 3532 code for a protein of 1114 amino acids. Gene Ontology annotation, cellular component: P-body. The transcript is spliced from 25 exons. The record is from RefSeq and is a predicted model, not a curated record. Gene Ontology annotation, biological process: miRNA catabolic process. Gene Ontology annotation, molecular function: 3'-5'-RNA exonuclease activity; RNA binding. NCBI's taxonomy places the organism in Eukaryota, Metazoa, Echinodermata, Echinoidea, Temnopleuroida, Toxopneustidae.
GAGUUUGGACGUAGAUGGCAGCAUGCCGUAAAAAAUCGAGCGAGUCUAAUCUGGAUUUUAAUAGAAUUCAAGUAAAUUACUCUGAUUUGCGAUGGUUUGGAAUCUCGUUUACAUCUUGACUGUUCAAACAUUUUAGUGAAAUAGCGAACAUUAUCCUGUUUGUUACAUCACGUGACCAUAUCCAGUCAUGAACAAGGACCAACUCUCCACUUCUGUGAACUCCUUGCUGGAGUUGGACAACAUCUCGGUGAACCCCAGCUACUCGGCGUCAGAAGAGGAGAGCGAACGGGUAGGGAUGGAAGAACUUGACACAGAGAUGGAUGGUGAAGGGAAGAAGAAAAAGAAACAGAAAAAGAGAAGGAGAAAGAAAGGAGACUACGUGGAGAAUGAAGACAGUUGUGCGGAAUUUGAAGUGAGAGCUCAGGUCGAGUCCGGGGACCCUUCCAACGAUUCUGGAUUAGCUGUUCAGAAGGGUUUGAAGGGAAGGGACCCAUCGCCUGCCAAGAGCGGCCGUGGCCUGAUGGUGCGGAAGCUCGAGUCCGGUGGUCGCUUCCGCACCAAGCUGGGUGGGGGCACCAGUCCCCUGAGCGGACACCCUGCCAAACUGUCCAGCACCUUCCCCAGGGAGGGGCAGAAGACCUUGGUCGAUGGAGCCAUGACGGCCAAGACCAGGAGGGGUUCGGCUAGUGCUCUCCAUGGUAGCCCCGCACAGGACGGCAUGAGCAGGAAGGACUCCAGUGGAAUGGACAAGCUAGGAAGACAUGGGUCCACAGAUUCAGGUCAGGGCGAGACUCCACCACAUCACUUUGCAAGGAAAGAUGCAGGAGGCAAAGACAAGCAAAAGAAGGGGAAGAAUGGGGGAAAGGAUAAGAAGCAAGGGAAGAAGGACGGACAGCCGUUAUCUCCCGACCAACCCACAGAUUCAUCCGGUGCUACACCUAAGAAGCAAUCAUUCAAGCCGUUCAACAACUACUGGAUUCAAGAAGACGUGACCAAAUUUAUGAAACAAGGCAAAGUGGUGAAGGGGACGCUACGGAUCAACCCCAAGAACUUUGAGGAAGCGUAUAUUGAUUCACCAGAUGGUGGUGCCGAUAUCUUCAUCGAUGGUCUUCACGCCCGCAACAGGGCGCUUCAGGGUGACGUAGUAGCAGUGCAGAUCCUUACCGGGGAAGUGAUCAUGACGCCCAAGUCACAGAGGAUGAGUACUCCGAGGAAACUCCUUGCCAACCAGCCAAUCAUUGCCGUCUCAGAGAGCCCAGACAGGCUGGGUUCAUCAACCCCAGGCUCCUCCACCCCCAAGAAGGUGGGAGGAAGGUACUUCUUUGGUAGUCAAGGAGACUUUGACACAAGUAGCCUGAAUGAGCUUGAUGUAACAGACAACAUGAGUAGCUUACAUCUCAAUGACUCUGAGGCAGCGUUUGGUUUCGCUGACGUCUCGGCUACAUCAGGUGAAGAGCAGGACAAGGUUGGAGACUUGGUACGCAGGGAGUGGUCUGACGCCAGGUCCGAGGUUUCAUCAAGUAGUGAAGUGGUAGAAGACACACCCCGUACGCCAAGCAACAACAAGGGAUCCUCAACCAGUGGUGGUGGCACACCUCAGAAAUUCCGUGGAACGCUUGAAGACGAUCCCCGAAUGGCACCCAAGACAGGGAGGGUCGUGUACAUCUGUGAAUACAAACAUUCCAGAGCAGCCAGUGGUCAUCUAAAGCUUCCAUCUAACCCGAAAGCCCCUGAUGUGAUGUUCGCACCUACUGAUCACCGCGUCCCAAGGAUACACAUCCCCAGGAACGAGUGCCCAGCAACGUUUAUUCAGCGACCCCAGGACUAUGCAAACACACUCUUCAUUACACAGAUAAUCAAUUGGCCCUCCACCUCGCCGUUCGCAAAGGGGCAUUUGACGAGCAGUAUUGGACAGGCUGGCGAGGUAGAGGCGGAAACAACAGCAAUGCUGAUUGAGCAUGGAAUCAAUAGUUCUGAGUUUUCUGCUGAGGUUCUGGAAGACCUUCCGAAAGAACGCCCCUGGAGGAUACCCGCGGAGGAGUUGACGCAGCGACGUGACCUGAGGCCAGAGUGCAUCUUCACCAUUGACCCGACCACAGCAAGAGAUCUAGAUGACGCGCUGCACUGCAAAGCUUUAGGAGACGGUAUUUAUGAGAUGGGUGUUCAUAUAGCCGAUGUCAGCUACUUCGUCAAGGAAGAUACCAGCUUAGACAAGGCUGCAAGCCUCAGGGCUACGAGUGUGUACCUCGUCCAGAAGGUGAUUCCUAUGUUGCCAAGAUUACUAUGCGAGGAGCUAUGUAGUUUAAAUCCCAACGAGGAAAGACUUACCAUGUCUUUUGUAUGGCGAAUGACAGAGGAAGGAGAGAUCCUUCACGAGUGGUGCGGCCGUUCAGUCAUCCGUUCCUGCGUCAAACUAAGUUAUCUGCACGCCCAGGACAUUAUAGAGAACUGGACGGAGAAAGGAGACGACAUUGUGCUUCCAGACAUCACCAAUGGCUUCAGUAGGAAAGAUGUAGCCCUAGCUGUCCUCAAUAUGCAGAAGAUUGCUCUAAACCUACGCAAGAAGCGUUUUGAUGGAGGUGCUCUUCGACUGGACCAAGUCAAACUACAGUAUUCAUUGAAUAGUGAAACAGGACUUCCUAAUGGUUACUCAGUCUACCAACAAAGAGACAGCAAUAGAUUGGUUGAGGAGUUCAUGUUACUAGCGAACAUGGCAGCAGCUCACCGAAUCUACAAGGCGGAACCACAGAGGGCGUUCCUGAGGCGACACCCACCUCCCAAGGACAAGAUGAUGGAUGACCUCGCGACACUCUGCGAUGGGCUUGGUAUGGACAUCGAUGGAACAACAGCCGGCAAACUCCAGGCCUCAUUGAACAAGUAUUGCACUUCAGAUGAGCAGGCCAAGCAUUUACUCAAGGUGCUAACAGUCCUAUACUCCAAACCAAUGCAGAAAGCAAGAUAUUUCUGCUGUGCCAGUCUGGAGGACGAGGAGAUGUACCGUCACUAUGCACUCAACGUCCCCCUCUACACCCACUUCACAUCGCCAAUCAGAAGAUACCCGGAUAUUCUUGUACACAGAAUGCUUGCUUCAUCUCUUGGUUGUGGUCCUGUAAUGGAGAGAGACCCAGAAAGACUACAGAGGCAAGCAGUGAGGUGUAACGAUGCUAAAGAUUCAGCCAAAGAAGUUUCAGAUAAAAGCAGUGAACUCUUCUUUUGCCACUUCGUUAAGCAAUGUGGACCUCUGGUGGAGAAAGCCAUGGUAAUGUCCGUACUAGAUCGCUCGUUUGAUGUCCUGAUAAUCAAUCUCGGUCAAGUCAAGAGAGUUUACUGCAAUGCUAUACCUCUAAAGAAGGUAACUGCCGUACCCAUCGGCAAGCACCACGAGUUGACCUUGGAAUGGAAGGAUGAAGCAGGGUCAAAGGGCGUGACCCAGGUCAUCAAGAUCUUUUCACAAGUUACUGUGGAACUGAUAGCUGACAGGAUGCCAAUGAAAUACAAGGCUAUUCUGCAAAGGCCUGGCAGUUCAUCAUAACUCACAGCCAACUCCCUAAAGGUACAUCAUGUUUUCCUUGCCCUACAUGUAUAUGUGUAUGUAUAUGUAAAUGCAGCUAUUUAUUGCAUAUAUAUGCUGCACAUUGUAAUAUGUAUCAAGUAAGACUGACAAUCUAUAUGGGCAAUGCCGAAUACAAUGCCCUCUUUGAAUGUCAUCUUCGAAUGUCCUCUUCGUAUGUACCGGUAUCAGAACUUCCAACUACUAUUGAUUUUCAAUAAUUAGUAGUGAAAAAAAGUGAGGAGAAUACUGGUGGUUUCAUGCACAAUACUGAUUUCUUAAGUUUCAGUUCCGUGCAUUGAUUUAUGGUAUUUCUUUUAAAAAUACUGAUCUCUUCACCAAAAUACUUGUAUCAACUACCAGUACACUCUUUCUGAAUGCAGAUUCAGUUUGGAAAUUCAUGUCGGUGUGUUCAUUAUUUUUUAAGCAUUGCUCAGAUUAGCUCUGUUCAAGAAUAAUCUAUGCUAAGUAUCACGAUUUAUUGCCCUAAGUUUCAUAUUUCAUGUUUUGAUAAGUCGUUCAAACAGCUGAACUAAUAGAAAAGAAAUUGUGAUUCAGCCUCCAAUAUAAAGCGUUAGGGGUGUUAUGAAAGUGAAAAUGAAAAUCCACAUUUUAUUGUUCAAAAUGACAUCUGAAAUGAAAAUAUUCCAGAAAUUCUUUUUGCCCAGUUGAUUUUGGGCGCGGCAGCCACUGUGCAACGCUAGAUCGAUGUAGCUCUAUCCCUUGAAUUGUUGAACGCCAAACAGGGUAGCAGCAACUCCCAUCUUUUAAUUUCUUUUGGGUCUGACACGGCCGGGGCUUGAACUCCCAACCUCCCGGUUGUGAGACUAAUGCUCUACCAACUGAGCCAAUGCACCGGUUGGUGCCGAUGUGUCGAGGUUGGUCUGUGAGGAGCUUUUGGAUCAGAUGAUUGCCUAACCAUCUACCGGGAUCAACCUUGGCACUUUCAGCAUACAUCCAUGACAUGUUUGUUUGGGUUUUACAACCAUGAGACCUGUUAAGAGUCUAAGAAUAAGGAUUGUAGAGCACUUCGGCAACCAGAAGUAAAUGACGGUCCCGAGUCCGACCGAAUUUGUGCUUUCCGAUUGAUUAUCGCAUGACUGACUUGGUUUACUUGGUUGUUGAUACUUGAAGCAUAAAGCAUAUGGGCCCACCGUGACAAUCAUGACGCUAUUUGCGUUGGUAAGGGGUAUAUCAUAUUAGUCAGAAAGGCUUGCUUGACAGACAGCUUACUACGUGCAAGUAAAUAAGCCUUUUUAUAAAUCGCGUGGGAUGUAAUCUCCCCAUGAUUCAGCACUUUUUUAUCCAUUUGACAAUGCGGCUAUAUAAUUACAUGUGCUGCUAGAAUCUAAAUGUUUUUUCAGUGUCAGGUAUCAGCAAAUUAUUAUCUGCAUCCUAUCAGAGAUGCAAAUACUUGAAGCUUGUAAGAGUGGUGUACAGCAUUUCAUUGCUCAUUUGCACAAAUAUUGAAUGAUUUGAUAACUUGGCCCCAUCUUACAAAGAGUUGUGAUUUUUCCAAUCAACCACAACUCUUGAAAGCCAGCAACAACAAUUAUUAUUAUUAUUAUUAUUAUUAUUAUUAUAAAGUCUUGUUUAUCCAGGGUAGCCUCAUCAGUGACACACACUUUCCUUCCAGAGGGCCCUGCUACAUUUAAACACAUAC